Aphidius gifuensis is the source of this 4029-nucleotide messenger RNA. It is a transcript of the gene Brd7-9, whose product is annotated as bromodomain-containing protein 7. The transcript is spliced from 3 exons. Gene Ontology annotation, cellular component: nucleus. The coding region runs from base 170 to 2692 and encodes 840 amino acids. The record is from RefSeq and is a predicted model, not a curated record. Gene Ontology annotation, biological process: regulation of transcription by RNA polymerase II. Lineage: Eukaryota; Metazoa; Arthropoda; Insecta; Hymenoptera; Braconidae.
ACUGGCGGUAUAUAUAUUUUUUUUACACAUCGUAUAGCGUCAUAUUUAUAAUCGUUGUUAUUAAAAAAAAAAAAAAGUUUAAUAAUUUUAUCGUAUUUAUAAAUAAUAACAAUAAGUGUAAUAUUACAUAUAUUUUUAAUAAUUAAAAAUUAUUAAUAAAUAAAACAAGAUGCAAACAAUCAACAUAAAAAAACAUAAAAAACAUAAACGUGAACGACAUGAAGAAGGACAUCAAUAUAUCCAAGCCGAUAAACCACCAGCAUUAAAAUUAAUAUUAAAAGUUGGUGGUGCUACUGGAACACCAGAAUACGCUGGUAAUUCACCAAGUCAAUCAACAAUGUUGUCACAUCAAUAUCAACAACUUGGUAUGAAUUAUUCAGUAAGCCAAGGUGAUAAUGAAUAUGAUAAAUACAUAACUGCACAUAAAAAAUUAAAGAAAAAAAAAAAAAAAAAAGAUAAACGUCAUAAACAUCAUCAUAAAGAUAAAAAACGUCGUAGAGAUGAAUCAAGUCAAGAAUCAGUUGGUGAUCCAGAUGAUAAUAUUGGUAUAACAGAAACACCAGCUAAAAAAAAAACUUUACAUAGUCAUCAUCAUAAUCACCAUCAUCAUCAACAACAACAUCUUAAUAAUAAUAAUAGUAAUAAUAUUAAUAAUAAUAGUAGCAAUAAUCAACAACAACAACAACAACAACAGCAUCAAAUUCAUAAUUUAAAUGUACCAAAAUUAUCAUCACAAUUAAAUGUUGGAUCACAACAAAUACGUCAAUCAGUAUCACCUCAUCGUGAACCAAGAACAUGUGUAUUAAAAAAAAUAGCUGAACGUACACCAUUACAAAGAUUACUUGAAUAUUUAUUACGUUCAUUAGAAAUACGUGAUCCAGAACAAUUUUUUGCUUGGCCAGUAACUGAUAGUAUUGCACCUGGUUAUUCAGAAAUAAUACGUUAUCCAAUGGAUUUUAGUACAAUGAAACAAAAAAUAAUUGAUAAUAAUUAUACAACAUUAAAUGAAUUUAUAAGUGAUUUUAAAUUAAUGUGUGAUAAUGCAAUGACAUAUAAUCAUCAAGAAACAAUUUAUUAUAAAGCAGCUAAAAAAUUAUUACAUGUUGGUUUAAAAAUGGUUACUGCUGAUAAGUUACGUCAAUUAAGAUCAGUAUUAACGUAUAUGCGUGAUAUAUCAUGUGAUGAACUUGGUUUUGAGCUAGGUGUUGAAGAUCCAAAUAAUCCAGAUGUAUUAACAACUGAAGAACAAAUUGAAAGAGAACGUGAACAAGAAGAAAGAAAUGAAGAAGCUGAAGAAUUAAGAAAAGAAAAUCAACGUAAAAUACGUUUAGCAAAUCUUGGUAAAUUUGAAGCAAUACCAGAUGAUUUAACACCAGAUGAAAUAUUAAAACAAGCACGUAAUGCUGCUAAAAUAGCAUCAGAUAAAUUAUCAAUGAAACGUAUUAAUUCAAAAAUGGGUUUUUUACGUCAAAAAAAAGAUGGUACAACUAGUUUACAAAUUAUUGUUAAUGGUAAUAAUGGUGAAAUACCUGGUACAAAUCAACGACCAGUAUCACUUGGUCAAUUAAUUGGUAAAUUAAGUCAUGGUACUGGUGCAUUAGCUGGUUUUCGUGAAGAUCGUAGAAAUAUGUCAAAACCAGUUAAACCAUUAUAUUAUGGUGCAUUUGGUUCAUAUGCACCAAGUUAUGAUUCAACAUUUGCUAAUUUAACUAAAGAUGAAACUGAAUUAGUUUAUUCAACUUAUGGUGAUGAUACAGCUGUACAAUAUGCUGAAUCAAUACUUGAUUUUGCUAAAGAUUGUGAUUAUACAUUAACAAUGGUUGAUGAUUUAUUAGAUAUAUUAACAAAUGGUGAUCAUCGUAAAACUAAAAAAAUACUUGAUGAAAAACGUAAACUUAAAGAAGAAGAAGAAAAAAUUAAAAAUUUAUUAGAAAAACCAACAGCUGAUAUUAAUCGUAAUAAUUCAUCGACAACAACAACAACAACAACAACAAUUGAUACUGUCAAAGUUGAUGUUAAUCAACUUAAAUCAUUAGCUGAAUUUGGCAUUGAUAUAAAUUUUUUAGAUGGUUUUGAACAAGAUGGUAAAAUACAAGAAGAUAAAUCAUCAAUACAAAAUCGUUUAGAUGAUACAUCACAAAUGUUGGUACGUUUAAAACAAGCACAACAUGAUCGUUUAUCAGCACCACCACCAUCACAUUUAUCAAAUGUACCAAAAGCAACAGAUAAUGAAAUAUUACUUGCUGAAAAAAUAACAGAUAAUUUAACUGAAGUUGCUAAAAAACUUCCACCAUCAGCAAUUGCAUCUGUUGAUGGUUUACGUCGUGCAAUGGGUAUAGCACCAGUUGGUGGUCCAGAACCAAUGGAAGUUGAACCAAUAACUCAUAAUCCAACAAUUGUUAUUGAAAAUAAUAAUACAACAACAGUUGUACAGACACAAAUUUCAACAAAUUUACAUAUUAAUAAUACAAAUAAUAAUCAAACAAAUACAACAAUUAUUAAUCAAACACCAAUACAAAUACAAAUUGGUAAUGUAGCAACAAAUUCAGUGCCAGCUUUAUUAACAAAUGAAUCAUCUGGUGUACCUGAUCUUGAAUCAGAAUUACGUGAAUUUUUAGAAAGUGAUCCAACACUUGGACAUUCACCGCUACAUGAUGAUAAAACACUUGAAGAUAUUUUAUCAGAAUCUUAAUCAAAUAAAAUAAUAAUUAAAUAAUAAUAUUAUUUUUUACUUUCAAAUUUUUUUAUGUACUGAAAUUAAAUUGCAUAUAAUAUAAUUAAAAUUAAUAUUGAGUAAAGAGAAAAAAAUAUGUGGAGAAAAAUAAAAAUACAUUUUUUUUUUUUUUUUAAUAAUAAUAUUAUAGAAAUAAAUGAGAAAAUUUUUAGAUAUUUUUUUUCUAAUAUUUAGUUUAUAAUAAUUGUCAUGUUAUACUCAUGGAAAAAUUAAAUAAUAAUAAUAAUCUAUAUAAAAAUAAAAAAACAAUGUAAUUGUAGAAAUAAAAAAAAGAACAAAAAAACAUGAAAUUUAAAUAAUUUUAUUAUCAUUUUGUAAUUGGAAAAUAGUGCAACAUUUAAAUUUAUUUUGAUGGUUAAUUUAAAUGGACAUUAAACCAAUAUCAACCGACUAUAAUAACAAUAAUGUUAUGUGUGGUUUAAAUUGUAUACAAAAUUUAAUUUCUAAAUUUGUUAAAUUCAUUGUCAUGCGCCAUCAACUUUCCAAUUUAUAUAUUGACAUUGAAAAUUAUAUUUUUUUUUAUAUUUAAUUUUAUUUAUUCAAGGAUAUUUAAUGAUAAAUUAGUCAAGGUUUAUUAUUGAUUAAUUUGCUUUGAUAAUUUGAGUAAAUUUUAAUGAAGAAAUUGGUUUUUUUAGAUGAAAAUUUUUGUUAUUUUAUUGAGAUUUUAUUUGUCAAUAAGAAAAUACUUUCAUUAGCUAAAAAAAAUUUUAAAUUAUUUUUCUAAAUUAAAUUAUGACUUGAACAAAUUUUUUUAAUUUUUAUAAAUUACGUAAAAAAGUAUUUUUAUGUUUUUUUUUUUCUUUCAAGUUUUAUUUACUACUAGAAUAAUUACGUGACCCUUGAAUUUCCUCGAGUAUUAUAUGAAAGAAAAAAAAAAAAAAAUGAUAAUUAUAACAAUCACUGUCACAUAAAACAUUGUUUUAAUUUUAAAUUAUUAACUUGAAAUUUUUCUUCAAGAAAAAUACCUUGACAUUAAAAUUUUGUUAGAAAUUAAAUGAAAAAAAAAAAAUGUUUUAUACAUUGUCGUAUUUUUAAAUUAACAGACUAGAUUAAAAUAUAUUUUUAAAAAUUUAUUUUCAUUAGCUUUUCUUGUUUUACUGAGUUUGAAAAAAAUUCUUUAAGAGUCAGCAAAGAUUUUUGUGUGUGAAGGCACUUGUUAAAUUUUGUGUAUCAAAAAAUAAUAAAAAAAAAAAAAAAAUGAUAAUCACAAGUUGUAAUACCAGUGCUGAAUAGAAAACUACGUCAGUUUCAUUUGUUCACGCCCUCUUUCAUUCUACCAACUUUUCAUUAAGACU